This is a messenger RNA of Cylas formicarius (sweet potato weevil), 2634 nucleotides long. It is a transcript of the gene Sap-r, whose product is annotated as prosaposin. The record is from RefSeq and is a predicted model, not a curated record. The transcript is spliced from 8 exons. Gene Ontology annotation, cellular component: lysosome. The coding region runs from base 125 to 2479 and encodes 784 amino acids. NCBI's taxonomy places the organism in Eukaryota, Metazoa, Arthropoda, Insecta, Coleoptera, Brentidae. Gene Ontology annotation, biological process: sphingolipid metabolic process.
GACCGAUUCCCUAGCCUCGUCCGUGGUGUCAUUCAGUUUGUUUUGUUGCUUCGUGAGUGUAAGAAAAAUACUGCGUACCGUUUACAUUUUUUUCCGGCGUUUUGAUCGAAACCGAGUCCGCAAAAUGAAGGGACUAUUGCUGGUCGUCGCGUCGCUGUUUGCUCUGAGCAGCGGCGUUUUCGUGCCCCCCAGGCCGGGCCACAGGACGCACCACCUGCUCGGCGAAAAGGAAUGCACUUACGGCCCAUCGUUCUGGUGUCAAAACUUAACGUCAGCCGCUGGAUGUCGCGCCACCAAACACUGCAUCCAAACGGUCUGGAUCCACAAGCGGCUUCCACCAGACACCACCAGCAUCUGCGACACCUGCAAGGACAUGGUGAAACAGGCCCGCGACCAGCUCGAAAGUAACGAGACUCAAGAACUGAUCAAGGAGGUGUUCGAGGGUUCCUGCGAUCUCCUGAAGCUCAAACCAAUCGUCGUCGAGUGCGACAAGAUCGCCGACGAGUAUAUCCCCGACCUGAUCGACACCCUCUCCUCCGAGAUGAACCCCCAGGUCGUAUGCUCUGUCGCCGGCUUGUGCAACAGCGCCACCGUACGACGGUUGUUGGCGGAGGCCGGCGAAUUGAAGGACGACAAGUGCGACUCCUGCAACGAGGCCAUGGAGGUCGUGGUGCGGAAGUUCGAGGCGGCGAACAAGGACGACGUCCUCUAUGCGGCGCUCAAGGCCUGCCGCAAGCUGGGCAGCUACACUGACGCGUGCAGCAACCUGGUGGUCGAGCACUUCGACGACGCUUACGCUUACCUACGGUCCCACCUGAACGCGAAGGACGCGUGCUUCCUGAGCGGUCAGUGUUUCCGCAACUUCCACCGGCACGACGUCCAGAUCACCACCAAGUCCAAGAUAGGCUACGUGGCGAUCGGCAGCGACGAGAUGGUGUGCGAUUUUUGCAAGCAAAUGGUCGACCACGUCAGAGAAGAGUUGGUGGCCAACACCACCGAGAUCGAGUUCAAGAAAGUGCUCGUCGGACUGUGCAAACAAACCGGCUCGUUCGCGACCGAAUGCGUCAACUACGUCGAGCAGUACUACGGCGAAGUGUACGACUUCAUCGUCCACGAGUUGAACCCGGUGGAGGUGUGCGAUUUGGUGGGCCUGUGCGGCAAGAAAGGGGCCGCGGGGGGAUACGUAGCGCCCCUCUUGACGCCGGAGAACGCGCGAAAAGUAGUCAGCGUGGGGUUGUCCAAAAACGUCCAGAGGCCCGAGGAUAUGCAGCUGCCUAUCGAGCUAGUGGCGCCUCCGCACACCCAGGUGGUUUACAACAGGGAACUGUGUGCGUUUUGCGAGUAUUUGCUGCACUACGUUCAGGAGGAGAUCACCAGCCCCGCCACGGAGGCGGAAAUCAAGAGCGUGCUGGACAAGGCGUGCGAGAGACUGCCCCCGUCCGUUAACGAGACCUGCGUCAACUUCGUUUCCACUUACGAGCCGGCCCUCGUCGCCAUCUUGGCGCAGGAGAUCGACCCGUCGCAGGUGUGUCCUCUGAUGAAGGUGUGUCCGGCCUCCGACGUCGCCAAAGACGUGGACGUCUUUAUUGAGAAAGCGCGUUCUUCGUCCGAGUGUCCGUUGUGUCUCUACGUCGUCACCGAGCUCGAGAGCAUCGUCGCGGACAAGAAAUCGGUGGACGAGAUCGAGGCGGCGCUGAAGAAGGUGUGUCACCGCCUCCCGGCCACUUUGAAGGUGACCUGCGACGCCUUCGUCGACACUUACGGUCAGAAGGUGGUCGAAUCGAUCUUGGCCGACCUCAAGCCGCAGGAGGUCUGCGUCUAUCUCAAACUGUGCACGGACGACGUGCCGGUACGCGUGGAGAUGACCGGCGGCGACAUAGAGACGAACGUCAUUCCCGACGAUACGGUCGACGGGAUGGCGGUCGCCGACAAACGGGUGGGCGGGAUCGAGUGCAUACUCUGCGAGUACGUGAUGAAGAACAUAGAGGACGCCCUGCAGGACAAAACGACCGACGACGACAUCAAGAUAGUGGUGAAGACGGUGUGCGCCUUUUUUCCGGAAACGACGAGGAGCGAGUGCGACCGUUUCAUCGACCAGUAUGCGGACGCCAUUAUAGCGCUGCUCGAAGAGGCCGUCGAACCCGCCCAGGUGUGCCGGAUGAUGAUGUUGUGCGCGAAACCGAAACGUCCGUUCGACAGCGUGAAAGCCGAGAUAGUGGAGUGCGCUGUAUGCGAGGCAACGGUGACCGCCAUGGACAAGAUCCUAUCGAACCCGAAGGUGGACCACGACAUCGAGCACGUAUUGGAGAAGGCUUGCAGGGCACUGCCUAAGCUCUACAAGUCGAGGUGCGCCAUCCUCAUCGAAGAUUACGGCAACGUCUUGUUCGACAUGCUCCACCGCUACGCCAACAAGCAGCUGAUCUGCAAGAAGGUCGGCUACUGCAAAUCCGCGUCUUACCGACUAGUCGGUUUGAUUUAGUCGCGCGCCUAGUUUUAGGGUUUUUUUUUUUAGUAAUAGAUCGCUAGGGGUUUUAGUUUUACCAAUGUCGCAACGAGCGGCCAUAUUGUUUCCUUUCGAGACUUGAAAUUGUGAUCAGAUCUGACCAAAACGUUAAAUAAAAUAUGAUAAAGAAA